This is a messenger RNA of Pelobates cultripes (western spadefoot toad), 12204 nucleotides long. The record is from the annotation of a GenBank genome assembly. Lineage: Eukaryota; Metazoa; Chordata; Amphibia; Anura; Pelobatidae.
AGACAGUUAAUUCUGUGUUUUUCCUCAAUAAAUGCUUUAUUUGUUUCUAGAGCUUGGGUACUUCACUUUGAAUACCUUAAUUUACAGCAUUUAAUUGAAUAGUCUUUAUUAAGAUGGCAGGUUCUUUCUAACAUUUAACAUGUAAUUAUUGUGACUGAAGACCAUUUUCAUUGUCUUCUAGUAGGAAAGAAAAGUUGAGAUGAGCAUCUUUCUGCUCUAUGGGUUAUGUUACUUUGAACUGAAAAGCCGAGAAAGAUGGCAGCUCGCUUGGUUCAACGUUACUCCCGCCUGCUCGGAGCCGCAGCAUCGCUUGUCUUGGCGCCAUGUGCUCACGCACCGGAGUGUUUGAAACUUUGUCAUCUGACUCAGCCACUGCUACUGCGUAACACCCUCCAUACAUCCUCUCUGUGUAGACAUUCAGACAAACUCCUAACCAAAGAACAAAACUUAAACACUCCCGUGGUGCUUACAGAGUUUGAUUCUGACCUUCUAGCUGCCUCCGGGUUGGAGGAACUCUUACAGCUCAGCAAAGAUCACAAUGUAAACAGCAACCAGGCAGCUCAGAUCAUUUCCCGGAUUUCCAGGACGGUGACAGAGACUAAAUCUGACCCAGAUACGGUCCUGCAGGACAAACGGUUUCAGCAGCUCCUUCUGAUCAUGCACAGUCAGGUACGUUAAUUACCCUGGAACACACAACCCUAUUAAACUCUGUGAUAAUGCCUGGAUUGGAGCAUGUUAAGACCUGCAGUGGUUAUGGUACUGCGGUUUUCUAUUCCUUUCCCAAGAGCUGAGCAUAAGUGAUUAUAGCUGCAGCAGAAAGUAGAGGAAUAGUGUAGAUGAAUGCAGCUUCCAAGACGAUUCUCCCCAGCAGAUAAAAUAUCCCCCAAACAUGAGCCUAGACUUCAUGAAGGGUGUAACAGGACUCAAGUUUAUUGAUAACACACAGGCUUUUAUGAGAAAUCCUCCUGCAAGAGGACCUCCCACAGCAAACAAAGACAAUAACCAAUCAACAUACAGAUUUACAGUAACUCCUGCCCUCUCUCUGCCUGGGAAAUAUUGAGAUAAGCUAAGUAAUAAACCAAUUAUCUCCAGGCAGAGGGCGCACAAUUUCCCCCAAAAUUAGAACAUCCCUUUCCACACAAGGUAUCCCCCGACCAACAUAUCCAAAUUUCACCCAGAUCGGUUCAGGGGUUCUUAAAAAGCAUGGAAGUCACAUUUUACCGACCACACACGAGGCUCCUGCCCAAAACAGUUUCACAAAUUCAACGUGUGCGGUCGGUCAAUUUAGAAAAAGGUAAAAACUAAUAAAAGUACCGAAUGGAUCCUCCUGGCUCAUAGGAGCGAUUGCUCCCCUUGUCUGUACGCACAAAACUACCGAGUGGUGCUCUCCUGGCGGUUUGGCAACUAAAGGAAGCAGGCGUUCGGUAGUUUCAGCGGUGGUUCGUGAGGUCGAGUGUCUGAUUUUGGUUCCAGACACUCGACGACCAAGUCCCGCUGCCUCCUUUCGUGCGAACAAGAUGGCCGCCGUUUUUUGUUCCACGUGGCAUUCGGUCAUACGAACAGCGGCCGCCCAGAGAGCGCUUAAUAGACGGUUCUUUUGAAGUUAAUGAGCCAGGAGGGUGUUCGGUGUUCUGUAGUUUCAAACUACCGAACCAAUAGAUUCAAUAUGCAUAAAAUAGUGUAGGAAAAAGCCUGAACGUAGAAGAAAAUACAGAACAAAAGUCUAUUUUCUUCACAGAGCAUUUCACUUGACACAUCCCAAUUAUCCAAUUUGUACUAAUUGCGAGAUGCAGACGUGUUUCUAGACUGUUUCUUUAAGAGGGAACUUCUUGGCUGAGAGUGUUUAUAGUUUACCUUGUGGACCUGUGACUUCUACAUUUCUAUCUUUGAGCCGGAUCAGCUGGUUUUUCUAGUGUUGAAUCACUUUAUACACAUUGAUAAUUUAUUUCAUUUAAGAAGCUUUCCAAAUGAUUCAAUUCUGUUAGAAAAUGUUCAAAAUGAUUUAUCUACAGUGUCACCAUUAAAUUCUAUGGAAAUGUUUGUAUAUAAAUAAUUUAGAAAGUUUUUCUGACAUUAUUGAAUCAUUGUGAAGGCUUAUUAAACUGAGACCCUUGUGAGAGAUCCCCUUAUGUACCUUUCCCUGUGCUCUUAAAAUGAGGUCAUGUAGAUUGUGUUUUUAGGAUUCCAUCCAAAGAUGGCAGCUUUGUCAAAUUCAGUACUGCCUGUUUACUGGCAAUUACUGGCCCAAAUGGCUGCGACAGUAAACCUGAGAAUCAUGGGCCCCUCUUUCCUCUUUCUAUGGAAUUUGGGGAUAUAUUGAUACUGCAAAUAUAUGACAAUAGAAGGAUGUAUGCAGGCCCUAUUAAGGUAGGUCAAUGCCCUUAUCUAUAUACUGUAUGUUGAUGUUUCUGUAAAUAAUAGAAUUUCAUUCUGUCUUCAAAUCUCUCAUAAUAACUAAUGUGCUCUUUGCCGGCUUCUUAUUUGGUAAAUCAAGAAUAUCACUAGUCUCUGAAAGACAAAGCUCUAAAGGAGCACUGUUGCCUAUUAGGAACCCAGUGCUGACAUUGUAAGUUCCAGCUGCCAGUUGUAGAAUUAGAACUCUCAUGCUGCCCUGCCUGUCUUAAUAUAGUUAAAGGAACAGCACACACACUAAAACAAAAAUUAGUGUUUUACAAUGCUACUUAAAAUCACCUAUCGUGGCAAACAAAUAUUGGGAUUCAGUUACACCAUGUGGCUAUAUUGUAUGAAGCCCACCACUAUGUCAUAGUACCCCGAUAUCGGUGGUAGUGUAGGAACCACCAAUAUUGGGAUUCAGUUAUUACAGCAUGUGGCUAUAUUGUAUGAAGCCCACCACUAUGUCAUAGUACCCCGAUAUCGGUGGUAGUGUAGGAACCACCAAUACUGGGAUUCAGUUAUUACAGCAUGUGGCUAUAUUGUGUGAAUCCCACCACUAUGUCAUAGUACCCCGAUAUUGGUGGUAGUGUAGGAACCACCAAUAUUGGGAUUCAGUUAUUAUAGCAUGUGGCUAUAUUGUAUGAAGCCCACCACUAUGUCAUAGUACCCCGAUAUCGGUGGUAGUGUAGGAACCACCGUUAUUGUGAUGCUAUCAUGUAGUGAUGGGCUUAACACAAUAUGGCCACAUGGUGCAACUGAAGCCCAUUAUUUGUUUGCCAGAUAGGUGAUUUUAAGUAGCCGUGUAAAACUGUAUUUUGUUUUUUGUGUGUGCGCUGCUCUGUUAACUGUAGUUUGUAUAGAUUUUGGUCUUUCAGGCAGCACUACUUUUAAAUGCAUGGUAUUGUUGAGCAUCAAGGGAGAAGUAGUUUUGCAAUAUUUUGGAAUUGGUCCUUUGGCCUUUCCACCUCUACACUAGAUGCGCUGAAGAAUGAUCUGUUUCUCCGUAGAUUUCCACCGUUUGGAAUGGUAAUCUUAUUCGUCUCCUAAAGAGCCUACAUGCGUUGGGGUUAAAUGAGACCAAACCACUUAAGUCCGUGGAGACGGAGGUCUGGUGGCGAUUGCGCAGACUUGGUUUCAAGAUGCUGGUUCAGCUGGUGGAUUUUUACAGCUCGUUACCUCGCACCAAAGAACGUAAGGAACUGAUUGGGGAUCUGAUUAAGAACUUGGAGUUACGAUGGACGGAGAUCGAGGAUGUGAGAACCGUAGUGACUCUGAUUACCAGGGUGGGGUAUAUCUCGAGCAGUUUUAUGGACCGACUCGAGGACAAGGUAUGGGAAUAUAAAUGCAGCACUCUCAAAAUGCUCCUAGUGGAGCUGUUACCCAUAAUACAUGGCUCACAGCAGCAGACCUGACUCAUUUUAGUAAUAAAAUGUACUAUUAUGCAAAUCAGCACCGACUCCAAAAAUGUUUCAAGUUUUGAUUUCUAAUUUAAAUGUAAUUUAUUUUCUAGUGAUCUGGUUUUAUUUGAAACUUUAGUUUUCAUUCCAGCUGAGCAAAAUCUCUAAUGUACAUAUAAGAUGGCGCGGAAUGUCUGUCAGUUGUAAUGUGAUCUUGUAGAAACUUUAUACCCAAGCUGAAUGGGUAGUUUAACAGUUUUAAUACUGGUGGGAUAAGUCUGAGUAGGUUUGUAUCCAUCCACCUUUCGUUCCAACAAAUGUUAGUGUGGAUUUAAAUGGUUUUUAUACAACCGUAAGUACAUGGUUUUAAAUUUUAUUAUGUUUUUGUUAUUUGUUUCCCAGGCUUUGGAACUAGCUGAACAUUUUACUCCUGAGGACAUCCGUAAGGUAAUGCUCUCUUUGGCAGCGCAGAACCGUCGCUCAGUGUCCUUACUGCGUGCACUUUCCUACCACUUAGUGCAGAAACAUGUGGCUCUCAGUCCCGCCAUCUUGGUCGACCUGGCAUUUGCUUACGGUAAGAUAUUCUUUGUUUCCUUGAUGGCAUACAGUGCUAGACAGCUGAAGGGACAGUGUGGCCCUUGAUAAUUUGGUAUUAGAUGACCCAGGACAGUGUGGCCCUUGAUAACACGGUGUUAGAUGGCUCAGGACAGUGUGGCCCUUGAUAACACGGUGUUAGAUGGCUCAGGACAGUGUGGCCCUUGAUAACACGGUGUUAGAUGGCCCCGGACAGGGUCACCCUAAAUAACAACAAACACACACUGAUAGGCAGCAACAAUUACUUAAGGUAUGAUAUUGUAAAUGUGAAGAACAUAUAGAGCAGUCUCGUCAAAUUCAGUACUGCCUGCUUCCUGGCAACUACUGGCCCAAAUGGCUGCCACAUAAACCAUGGAUCAUGGGCCCCACUUUCAUAUUCCUUUGGGAUUUGGGGAUAAAUGAAUCCAUAACAGCGAUGUAUGAGUACGCAUACUGAUUUCUCUGUGCAUCCCCGGGAUGGUCGGUAGGUGAACACUGGCUGUUAAAAAUAAAAUUAAUUUGAUUCUCUGCCAUCCUAGCCUGCUAGAGCUCUCCUAGUAUGGCUGCUAUAAGAUGUUUCUGUUUAGUAGCCUUUCUGUAAACAUAAAACCUGGUACAAGGAGUGAUUCUUCUUUUUUUUUUUUUUUUUUUUUUAAAGGAAAGCUGAAUUUCCACCAGACGCAGGUUUUCCAGAAGAUCGCAUGUGACCUUCUCCCUUUAGUGCCGGAAGUCAGUGCACAUGACAUAUCUCACUGUGUGAGGUCAUUCGCCUACCUCAAAUGGUCCAACAUGCCGCUGUUUGAAGCUUUUGCGCAGGUGAGUCAUAACAGCAUACUGAAUGAGAUCUGAUUGGUCCCUGCAGUGACCUGAGCACUUCCAGCUAGUGAUUGUGAUCCUGAAUCUGCUCUGCCUAGCUCUAACUUAAAGGACCAUUCUAGGCACCCAGACCACUUCAGCUUAAUGAGGUGGUCUGGGUGCCAGGUCCCUCUAGGUUUAACCCUUUUUUUUUUUUAUAAACAUAGCAGUUUCAGAUAAACUGCUAUGUUUAUAAAUGGGUUAAUCCAGCCUCCAAAGCCUCUAGUUGCUGUCUCAUUGACAGCCGCUAGAGGCUCUUGCGUGCUUCUCACUGUGAAAAUCACAGUGAGAAGACGCCAGCGUCCAUAGGAAAGCAUUGUGAAUGCUUUCCUAUGAGACCGGCUGAAUGCGCGCGCAGCUCCUGCCGCGCAUGCGCAUUCAGCCGAAGAGGCGGAGAGGAGGAGGAGAGCUCCCUGCCCGGCGCUAGAAUAAAGGUAAGUUUAACCCCUUUCCUCGCCAUCCAGCCCGGCGGGAGGGGGUCCCUGAGGGUGGGGGCACCCUCAGGGCACUAUAGUGUCAGGAAAACGAGUGUGUUUUCCUGGCACUAUAGUGGUCCUUUAACACUCAGCUUCUCCUGCUAGAGCCAGGACCCGGGUAAGGUAUCAAAUGGCUUAAACCGUUUAACAUCUUUCUGUGGAUUAUGCAAGGCAACUUCUGGCACCAUAACCGCUACUGCAAGCUAUAGUAUUUGUGGUCCUUGGUGUGUUCAUUUAAAUGCUUGCUGUUCGUGUGUGUGUACAUGGGUAAAUAUUUUAUAUAAAUGAGGGCCCAAGUGGUAUUUCUUUAGAACUUAGUUUUUUCUAUACUGUAAAAAAUAAUACAAUUCUUAUUAGAAUAAUAAUCGCAGUAACGGAAUUAUUGUAUGAAUUGGUGUAUUGCUCACUAAUGUACGUGUGUGUGUGCGUAAACAUGUCCAUGAAAUUACACCUACAUAACAUAUUUAAGCAAUGGUAUAUGUAUGGUUUAUGAAUACAUCCAGUAUCUUGCUAACUGACUCUUACAUUCUAUCUGUGAUUGAGCCCCUGCAGUGCAAUGUCUGACUGAUGGGGGUUUUUGCACUGUUGUGUAAUUAAGUAAUAUGAAGCUUUUUGUCCAUUCUAUUAGGCCAGCAUUGAUGGUACUGACAAGUUUACCGUGAAUCAGCUAUGUAACAUCAUCCUAGCGUUUGGCAGAUUGAACUUUCAGCCCAGCAACAAGGAGGAAUUCUACAGCAUGGUAAUUACAUUUAUGGAACAGUAUUUCUACAGAGGUCUCAGUGAGCAUGGGACCUGUCUACUAAGAGCAAAUAAACCAUUAAUAUCUAGUGGGAUCAGAGUGGGAAAAGAACUGGUAAGCGGGAGGUUGGAAUAAUUGGGGUAAUGUGAAAGGAUCUAGUGAGGAUGAGAUGGAGGGUCCAUUCCCAGAGUGUUGGAACCUGCAGUGGGUUAGGUCAGAGCUGGGUGUGUAUUGAAUGUGAGCCAUAUGUCCGAUAGUCAGAUCCACAGAAGAAGUGUAAAGGUGAAUUCAGUGUUAGUAUGCAAUAUUAUAAUGAGGGAGAGGGAAGACAUGUCCCAUGUCCGGUCAAUGGGAAGGAAAGAAGAAAAUGGUUUAAAGUUUGGCUGAAAUGUCAGAUCAGUUCUGCCUGUAGAUCCAGUGGAAGCAGAGUGUGGGAGAUGUCAUGGUGACCUAAUUCCAGUGUAGCCGCUUCUAUUCUGCAGCCUUGUCAAAUUCAGUACUACCUCAUUGCUGGUAGCUACUGGCCAAUAUGGCUGCUACAGGAAUCUGGUAGCUCAUGGGCCCCUCUUUCCUUAGUGGUAAUUGGGGAUAAAAUUGUGCUACAAACAAUAGGCAGCUAUAUACAAUAAAGUCCAAUCAGGGGGUGUCUGUAUGCCAUAGAUUAGUCAGGGGCUGGCUGUUUUAAGCAGUAGAUUCUUAUAUGUUUGGAGGUUGCAUGUUCUGUUCAGUAUUCUGGCUGUUGUGUGCAUUCAUGGAGAGCGUCUGCACUGCUUUCGAGUGCAGUGGUGGUGAUCGCAGAUUGGCUGUUGUUUGCAGUGGAUGGUGGGGUCAGGGCUGGCUGUGUGUGGAGUUAGAAGUGAUCGGGGGCUGGGUGUUGUGCGCAGUGAGGGGAUUCGGGGGCUGGCUUUUGUUUGUGGGGGUUGGGGAUCAGGGGCUGGCUCUGUGAAGUUGGUGGUAUUUUACACUUUUUAACUUUUUUUUUUUUUUUUGGGUGUGCCGAGAUAAAUAAUACCGGAAUGUCACUAUCCCUUUUCUAGAUUCAUCAACGGCUCCGUGGGGGACUGGAAAUGCUGGACCCGUAUCUGCUGGUGGACAUCGUGUGGUCGCUGUGUGUCCUGCAGCAGGCCAGUGGGUUCUAUAUACAGAGGGUCCUGGAGCCAGGGUUUAGAGAAAAAUUUUUUGGUAAGUAGCAUACCGUGCAGUGUGCUGUCAGCUUCCUGAGCCAGUAAUGGUAGUGUAUGUUUGUUAAAGGUUAGAGAUUUCAGCUUCUCAUUCAUAAGACUCUCAUUUCUUAAGACUGUUCUCUAUUAACUGCCAUUAACAAUAUUCCAUGUCAUAUUAAUGUAGACUGCUCCCAUCCCACAACAUCACCUAUUAAUCUGUAUGGAAAACCAGACGUAUUGGCACAUUUUAGAUUUUUACAGUAAUAAAUUGCCACAUGACAUGAAAAAGAUGCUUCACAGAUACAAACCAGGUGCCUGAUCCUGAUUCUUAAUCUCUGCUUGAUUUCAGCCAGACAAGAUUGUAAUAACUAACAGUGUACCUUUUACUCACCACUGCAUGACCGUGGAGUAGCUUAUAUACCAUAGGAUGCAAGACCCUUUGUAAGAGAAUAAUGAUGGUUAAGCCGUACGGUGUCUAUCUUGGCCAAAUGCCGCAGAUAUAUGGUUUAUUACAGUUUUUUUUUUUUCUUAUUCUAUUAAAGCAUUUCCCAGAUGACGUCUUCUUUUCUGUUCCUUAUAGCUGACAGUUCUCCCAAAUCUUCCAACUACAAACAGAAACUGACCCAUAUAAAUGCCACAGCGCUUCUCGAGGUUCCGGAUUACGAGGGGUCUCGGCUCCAGCCACAGGAGAUCCUCUCUGUUUCAGCUGCUAUGGGCGACAGGAAAUUGACACCUCUGCAGACUGGGUUGAAAAACGUGCUGUCGAACCUGUUUUCUGUGGAGGGGACCUGCCGAUAUGGUGUACAAACGAAGUACGGAUGGCCAAUUGGUGAGGAUAUAUGUUAGAUGUAGAAUGAACUGCUGUUUAACCCUGUAUGUCCCACAGCACACAGGUUUGAAUACCUAUUUUGAUACCUUUGGUUGGGCAAUUGCUUGGCCUGACGUAAGGCUGAGAAAGGAGACCUGCAGCUCUGGCUGUUAUACUCCUUUACCUUUGUUAAUAGAAUUAUUUUAUGAAUGUUUACCAGAAUAAUCCUGUGGAUGUUUAUCACGCUGAUUGCGGAGUUGUAGUCUCGUUAUUUUUACUUGUAAAUUGGCCACUGUUUGUGUGGCAUGAACAGAACUGAGCAAAAUCCUCUGGAUUUGGAUAAUCGUUUCCUUGCGGCCUUGUCAAAUUCAGCACGAGCUGGUCAGUGUUCGUUGCUGGCCAAAAUGGCUGCUACAGGAACCAUUACAGCAGCUCAUGGGCCACACGUUCAUACCCGUGGACACUGAGGAUAAAUGUGCUGCUGACAAACAAUCUUUGUAAAUGUUUUGUUUUCUGCCAUCGAUCCAUCCUCCGUUUCUUACCCUUAAUGUCAGACAUUGAGUGUUCCUCCAUGUUCUUACAUUGGUUCUCUUCUUUGGUCAAGAUGGAGAAGUUGUCCUGGACUCUGAGAACAAUCCCUUAUCACUACAGGAUCUGACAGCACCACAUCUUCUGCACCCGCCAGGGACCGUGCCAUUACCGCAGGGAGCCAGGAGGUAAAAUCACCUGCACCAGAAGGUGUCAUUAACCCCUUAAGGACACAUGACGUGUGACAUGUCAUGAUUCCCUUUAUUCCAGAAGUUUGGUCCUUAAGGGGUUAAAUCAGGACGCAUCCUAACUUUACUAACAAGGGUUAAACAUAGUGAGCGGAGUAGUGUGACCCCUGAUUCCUGCAAUCUCUGUGGCCAAAUUACAGUUUCCAUUAUUUGGUCUUCUCACACUGUUAUGGGUGGUCUUUCCUGGGUCAUGCUGAUCCCGGUAGUCCAUUAAAUGUGCUCAAAUCCUGCACUGUCCAGUGGUAACCACCAUAUUGUUAAAUCAUGCUUGAUGGUAUCAAACUUGGCAUGGCAUGGUGUUGGAUCACGCCUGUUUUAUAUAUUAAAUUUAUAUUUUCAUUAUUGCCCUGAAUAACCUGCAGCAGUAAUUCAGUGUGUAUUAUUGGGAGCCGUUUCCUGCUCUGGUACUUGACAGGUUAACGUCUGAUUAUGUGCAUUUUGAGGGGAUGACGAGGAGACUGAUGGAUAACCAGAUGUUUGAGGCCGUGCAGUGCCCUGCAUUGUUGAAGUGCUGCAGGGUGUAAAUUCCUUUCUGCCACCUGAAGUUCUAGCUGUGCCAGUAUAAACAUGUUGGCAUGUGUCUGAUUAGUGCAGUGGAAUAGUUUGUGUCACAGUACUGAGGAAACUUUGAGGCUUUACCCCCAGUAAGGCCCACUGUCAGGUGAAAAUGCCAUCUGUAGCUGUGUUUAUCCAGUUGGGGGGAAUGCGUACCACGUGUUGACUCCCGCUCCCCUGAUGUAUCUGCCCAGGCUGUAAUUAAAUCCAGUAGUUUGUGUAUAUUUUAUUAAGCUACAGUCAACCAUUGACAUUUCAUAGCUACCAGCCUGUUCUAAAUGCAAGCUAAUCACUACAGCCGUUGUGGAUAUGGUGUCAGGGCUACAUUAGUACCAUCCCAUUGUAAGGAGUCGACCGUUUUUGAAUGGGGCAUCUGCAGUGUGAUAUUGCUGUUGCUGUAAUAGCACUGUGACCUCUAUCCUGAACUGCAUUGGUUAUGGUUUUUAGAGUUUCUUGGAGAACAUUUAGAAAAAUAAAUGUCAGCGUCACUUUUCCAACAGAUCGAUUUACAGGAUGAUCUGAUUAUAUUGAGGGCAAUCAGAGUUCCCAUCUGUAAGAGAAAGAACUGUGCUCAUGCAAACAUUUUAAAAAUAUAAAGGAGCACUCCGAUGUAGUGGGUAUGGUGCCAGAAGCCACUCCCUGCCUCCACUAAUGCUGACACAGAGCCAGGAGCUUCUGCUUGGGGAGCCUCUGUUAGUUCUCCUGAGCUAAGCUCUGUAGUGCGUCAGCUGAUCUGUCAGUGAGCUAGGUGCUGUGUUAAGCUUAGCUCAGACAGAGCGUCUCUGGCUGGCCUGCAUCCUGUACUGGAGGUGGGGCAUGGACCCGAAGUAAAAAGUCAAACUGUUUUUAAAUAGAAUGGCUUCUUACAUUGGGUGGAGGAAGUCGGGAACCAUAACUGCUACAGGGCACUGUAGUUGUUAUGGUGCUUGGUGUGUUCCUGUAAUAAGUGCCAUUUUCUGUAAUACCCAGAAGUUCAUGUACAAUUGUUGUUGUCGGGCUGAUUUGUGCCCUGGUACCUGUAAUAAACUUGUAUCAUGGUAUCCGUAAUUUACAAACACAGCACGCUGAUUGUUUUCUGCAGUGAAUGAAUCGACUAAAUGCAUUGUUGAGCUAAUCUCGCCCUAUUUUUGCUCCCUUGCCAGGUUUGCCUUUGUGAGCUGGGAAUUCCCCAAUUUUAACUCUCGGAGUAAGGACCUUCUUGGCCGCUUCGCCAUGACCAGGCGGCAUCUCCAGGCUGCUGGGUUUUUGGUGGUUGAGGUAAGUCAUAUUGGCUGGAUUUGCUGCUGCUGAAUUAUUUAUUUCAGUUUUUAUUACACUAUGUGAAUCCAUUGGGAGAAUCUGGGAAUGAUUGUGCAAGUUAGGGGCUUUAACAGAUCCUAUGUGUGCAUUGCUGUAUUAUCUGUACGUCUCAGUCAGGGAGUGUGUGCUGUAUUAUCUGUACAUCUCAGUCAGGGAGUGUGUGCUGUGUAAUAUGUAUGUCUCAGUCAGGGAGUGUGUGCUGUGUAAUAUGUACGUUUCAGUCAGGGAGUGUGUGCUGUGUAAUAUGUACGUCUCAGUCAGGGAGUGUGUGCUGUGUAAUAUGUACGUCCCAGUCAGGGAGUGUGUGCUGUGUAAUAUGUACGUCUCAGUCAGGGAGUGUGUGCUGUGUAAUAUGUACGUCUCAGUCAGGGAGUGUGUGCUGUGUAAUAUGUACGUCUCAGUCAGGGAAUGUGAGCGUUGCCGUAUGAUCUGUACGUCUCAGUGAGGGAAUGUGAGCGUUGCCGUAUGAUCUGUACGUCUCAGUGAGGGAAUGUGAGCGUUGCCGUAUGAUCUGUACGUCUCAGUGAGGGAAUGUGAGCGUUGCCGUAUGAUCUGUACGUCUCAGUGAGCGAAUGUGUGCUGUGUCAGUCUGCUGCCCGAUACAUCGCAGUUAGAGGGUAAUAACCUCCAGUGUUCUUCCUGCUUCCCUAUGCCAGUCUGCUCCCCGAUACAUCGCAGUUAGAGGGUAAUAACCUCCAGUGUUCUUCCUGCUUCCCUGUGCCAGUCUGCUCCCCGAUACAUCGCAGUUAGAGGGUAAUAACCUCCUGUGUUCUUCCUUCUUGCAGGUGCCGUAUUAUGAGUGGUUCGAUCUGAAGUCAGAGUGGCAGAAAUCCGCCUAUCUGAAGGACAAGAUUAAUAAAGCUGUGGCCGAAGAGAUGGCCAGAUGAAGGUGUCCACAAGGAUCUCCCUGAUCUAAGGCUACAAGUCAUUCUGUUACGCAGAGUGGAGAGAAUGCGUGUAUAUAAAUGUAUCCUGUACAGAGCCGCUUGUUAUAUUGCACACUGGAACCUCGCUGCACUGAGCAUUGUGACAGUUUAAGUGUUCAUGUUUUAGGUUUCUUUAUUUUAACUAAGUUUCUGUUCCUUUGUGGGAACCAUUGGUUAUAUUAUAACCGGAGGAAGAAUCACAAUAUGUGCAGAACAAUAAACCAUAAUUGGUAACUGUGAUAA